Molecule: messenger RNA, 1367 nt
Organism: Pezoporus flaviventris
Lineage: Eukaryota; Metazoa; Chordata; Aves; Psittaciformes; Psittacidae
Gene: KRABD3
Product: KRAB-A domain containing 1
Exons: 5
Coding region: 163-1299 (378 amino acids)
Biological process (GO): regulation of DNA-templated transcription
Source: RefSeq, a predicted model, not a curated record
GGGAGCGGAGGCACCUGCCCGGGGCUUCUGCACCGCGGUCCCGCUCCGAGCCGGGCCGGGGGAGGAGCCGGGAGGGGAAAGCCGGGAGCGGGGAGUGGGAAGCGGGGCUGCUCCGCCGCUGGUUGCCGUCCGGGAGCGGGCACCGGAGCAGCCCCCCGAGCCAUGGCCGCGCCUCGGCAGGAAGAGGGCUGGGACCCCCCAGUCGCAUCCGCGCAGGCACCGGUGACAUUCGAGGACGUGGCAGUGCGGCUCUCAGCAGAGGAGUGGGAGCUGCUGGAGGAAUGGCAGCGGGAGCUGCACCGGGAGGUGACAGAGGGGACAUCCCAGCUGCUGGCAUCCCUCGGGCCCCCCAGCAGCCCGGCCCUCGCUGCCCUGGUGCGGCUGCUGAAGGAGAUCCCCGAGUUUCUCUUCGGUGGCCCCAGGGCUGAUGUGGAGCCGGGUGCCACCACCAGCGGGGCCACUGAGCGGAUGGGCGUCAAUGUUACAAUGGAGAUGCCAUCUGAGAGCUGCCCGCUCCGCAGCCUGGAGAGGUGCCUGGAGGAGCUGCUGGGGAGAGGGUCUGGCCCCUCUGUUCCCCCAGCAAGCAGCCUCUAUGGCCCCACUGAGAGGCAUCAGGAAGAGCCCGGCGGCCACCAGCCUCUGUGUGAGAGGCGCUCACUCAGAGGUGUGGCACGACAUGGCAUUGUGCCCAUGCUUUGGCAUGGCAUGGUGUUGUACCAUGCAGCAUGGCAUGGCACUGAGCGCACACCACAGCACAGCAUGGCACGGUACAAUGUGCACAGCAUGGUAUGUGGCAUAGCAUGGCACGGCACUUUGCGGUAUGGCCUGGCAUGGCACAGCGUGGCACAGCAUGGCGUGACAGGGCUCGGUGCUGGUUUCCAGCAUCUGCAGUGGCAGUGGGAUGGAGCUGCCUGGACCCCGUGCUCGGGGGUUCAGGUACCACUGGGUGUCCCUCAUGGCACCACUUCUGGGGAGGCAGCUCCCUGCGACAUGGGCUGGAACAGGGGGCUCUGCCGCAGCCCCGUGCUGAUGGCUGGUGAGGGCUUGGGGGGGGCGGCCCUGUGGGUCAAGGGGGGACCCUCUCAAAGGGGUCUGGAGGGAAUCUUGGGGCAUCUCAGGUGUCCUGGGAGGUCUCAGUUAGGUCCUAGAGGGUCUCAAGGAGUCCCAGUGGGUCCUGGGCAGCCCUGGAGGAGGCAGUGCUGGGGCUGGGGUCCCACAGUGGGACGUGGGGCAGGAUUCAGUCCCUGUGGGGCAUGUAAGGAUGGGGAGGGGAGUGCUGAGUCCCAGUGUCCUGGGUGAGGAAUGCUGCCCCUGGGGAGCAGGGGCUUCCCUGUGAGUCUGGGCUCUGGGGGGCUGAUCCCUGGUGG